Argiope bruennichi is the source of this 2663-nucleotide messenger RNA. Its product is annotated as palmitoyltransferase ZDHHC5-like. Bases 328 to 2247 code for a protein of 639 amino acids. Gene Ontology annotation, molecular function: palmitoyltransferase activity. The record is from RefSeq and is a predicted model, not a curated record. Lineage: Eukaryota; Metazoa; Arthropoda; Arachnida; Araneae; Araneidae. Gene Ontology annotation, biological process: protein palmitoylation. The transcript has 8 exons.
GUUCUGUGAAUGGCAGCGCAAACAGCGUGGUAUGAAAAUGUAGUAGAAGAUGGAUAAAUUUUUGUUGUGUUUUAAUGUAUGUCUUGUUAGGAAUUGAAUUAUCUCUGCUCGAAAUGUCUAAUGCCUCUGCAUUCACUUUAAAGACUGUUAUGGUAAAACUGAAAUGUGAUGUGGGAUCAUGAUUUCUUGUAAAUUAGGCAAUAUAUCUGAAUGGAGAUAUGUAACCUAUGAUUGUAGAACAUAUUAAUCUGCAUUUGAUGGAUCACGAAAAUUUUCUUCUGUUAAAGUUUAGUUUACAGUAUCGUAAAGGUUUAUAACCUUAAAAGAAUGUCCAAAUGUAAAUCGAUUACGAAAUUUUUUCCAAUCACUUGCGCAUGGACAUUGUUAAUAGCUACAACAUCUCUUUUCUUUGUAUUUCCAUGUCCUUACUUGACAAAUACCUAUCAUAUAGCAAUUCCAAUAUGCCAGGCUAUCAUCACGUUUUUCGUGGUGGCCAAUUUCACAUUGGCUACAUUCAUGGACCCUGGUAUUAUACCCAAAGCAACUCCAGAUGAAGAUAAAGAAGAUGACUUCCAUGCACCCCUGUAUAAAAAUAUCAAAAUUAAUGGCAUUACUGUCCGAAUGAAAUGGUGCGUUACGUGCCAAUUUUAUAGACCACCUAGAUGUUCUCAUUGUAGUGUUUGUAAUGGGUGUAUUGAGACAUUUGAUCACCAUUGCCCAUGGAUUAAUAAUUGCAUAGGACGGAGGAAUUAUAGAUUCUUCUUUCUCUUUCUGGUGUUUCUUUGUGUACAUAUGAUAACCAUUUUUUCUUUUUGUACUUUAUAUACUCUCAAGCAUCGUGAUCAACUUUAUCAUAGAGAUACUAUUGUUACUUUGGUAAUUAUAGUAAUCAUUGCAUUACUUUUCAUACCAGUCUUAGGGCUUACUGGAUUUCAUGUUGUACUUGUAUCAAGGGGGCGAACCACCAAUGAACAGGUAACUGGAAAGUUUCAAGGUGGUUAUAACCCUUUCUCCAGAGGAUGCUGGAGAAAUGUUUGCUUCACUCUCUGUGGUCCUCUCUAUCCAAGUCAUAAAGUUCGAAGAAAACCUAGAAAGCAGUUGUCAGUGGCAGCUCCAUCAGUUUCGGCUCAUAUGGGUGAAAAUCAAGUAAAAGUUUAUAUGGACAAUAGUAAUUCUGCUCGCUCAACUACUUCUGCUUACAAUAAGAUGUCUCAGGGAGCAGGUGAUUUGUCAGAUGUAGAUGUAAUACUUGAUUCAUAUGACCAUAACCAGAGUCAGUCCCAGGAUUGUGAACCGUCUCCACCAAUCCCUCGCCAUGGAUCCAAAACCAACUUUUUCUCACCCUCAGAAUGCAAUCGCUCUGCCUAUAUACUCCCACAGAGCAAGCCAUGGUCACCCUAUGGAAGUGCUGGUCCUCCCACUCCUCGUGCACCGCGGGCAUCAAUACCCAUGGAUGAGCGCACUGUUCAAAUCAUGCCUCGAUCUCCUGAAGGCAUGCCACCCUGGGCCAUCGUGAAUAGUCCCCGCUCAACGCGAACACCUCCUCGCAGCCUUACCAGCCCUGUUGUUGGGUCGGAUGGCAGCCGUAAUCGCCAGCAGUCCCCCUCGCGUAGGUCCAGUCCUGGCUCUCCUGCCUCAUUAACUCCUGGCCAGUCACCUGCAGCUGUAAAGCGGCACCAGAGUGGAUCUCGGCGAGGGCCUCCGACACCUCACUAUUAUGGUUAUCAUGGUACGGGUAGAACAGGGCGAUCAAGUGCCCGCAGUAUCAGUCCAAACAGAAAAUUUGCUUCAGAAAGUGAACUUGCACGUGCAGCUGCCGAUAAGGCAAAUGGUAAUUAUGAAGCAAGAGCAAAUCAGACUGCAGACAAUAUUCAAGAGUUAGCUGAUGGAGGACGGCUUUGGGAGGAAAGAGCUCGGCGUUUGCAGCAUGCACCUGAUCUUCCAAUGGUGCAUGGUGGAUGUCCUCCUUGUCCACAACCGUCUCGGCGAACUACAGCUUCUCCACAGAGUCGGAGGGCAGCUGGACACAAGACCCCACCUCUGGAAGCCUCUCCUGUCAAACCAUAUCCUAAGAGGCCUGUGUCCAUUAUAAAAGCACUGGAAUUGACUGAGAGUUAUGAUAAAAGUGGUGUAAAGGUGGACCCUCAUUCAAGGCAGUGUAUUCAGCAAAAUAAAUCUAUUUCUUCAAAUAUUGAACAAGAUGAUCGCAAAAGCUUGUAUGAAAUGAAUUAUGAAAUCUCUGUGUAGCUUAUAUAAAAUACUGGAUGAACUGUUAGCUAUGCUAACUAUGCAGAUGUUAAAUAUGCAAUUGUUGGUCACCACAGAGCCCUGUUACUCAUGUUUGUUUCAUAUAGAAUGUAUACAUCAUAUUUAAAGCAUUUCUUAAAUUAUAAGAAAAAAAAUUGGUACAUAUAAUAAGAACUUUAAUUUCUCUCAAUAAAGAAGUACAUAAAAAAUGAUGAAAAUACUUAUUCUUGAUGCUUUUAUAAUACAUAUUAAUGAAGUAUGAAUUGAUGCUUCAAUUGCUGGAUAGCUCUUCUGGAUCAAAUUUAUCUACAAGGUAAAAAAAAAAAGUAAAAUUACUUUAAAUUUAUUAUUGACUGUAUGUUGUGUUAACUGUAUAAAUGAAAUAUUUAAAUAUUAAAAACAGUUUCUGCUUUUAA